AUGGCCAAAGCUCGCGUUAAGAAGCGUACUCAUCUCCGGGCGCAAAAUGCCUCGGCUGCUGCCAAAAGUAGCACUUCAAGAGGACCGAAAUCCAUGGUCAUUCGAGUCGGUGCUUCCCAAGUUGGUUCCAGCGUGAGCCAGUUGGUCAAAGAUGUCCGAUUGAUGAUGGAGCCUGAUACGGCUGUGCGACUAAAGGAACGGAAAUCCAACAGACUCAGAGAUUACACAACCAUGGCGGGACCUUUGGGGGUGAGCCAUCUAAUGCUCUUCUCAAGGUCGAGUACUGGGAAUACAAAUCUUCGUCUUGCACUCACACCCCGUGGUCCGACACUUCACUUUAAAGUCGAAAACUAUUCUCUUUGCAGAGAUGUGGAAAAGUCACAGAAGCGCCCGAGGGGUGGUGGUCAGGACCACAAGACCCCUCCCCUGCUCGUGAUGAACAACUUCAGCUCUCCGAACGCGGACGAGACUUCCAAAAUCCCCAAGCGACUUGAGGCUCUUACCACGACCGUGUUUCAGUCCCUGUUCCCUCCGAUCAACCCUCAGAGCACUCCCCUUACAUCCAUCCGCCGUGUGAUGAUGUUGAACCGAGAGCCUGCUCCAGCUGAUUCAGAGGAGGAGCCUUAUAUCCUGAACUUGAGGCAUUAUGCCAUUACCACGAAGAGAACGGGCUUAUCAAAACGGAUUCGACGACUUGAUCCUAAAGAGAUCCGGAAUAAGGACGGGAAAGCAGCAAUUCCCAACCUUGGAAAGCUUGAAGACGCGGCAGACUACCUACUUGAUCCUUCCGCGGCAGGAUAUACCUCGGCGAGUGAGACCGAAAUUGAAACGGAUGCCGAGGUCGAGAUCGCUGAGAGCACGACGCGCAAGGUUCUCAACAAGCGUGAAUUGCAACGUAUGAAAGCCGGCGAACGGGCUCAAAAGAAGGCUUCCAGUGCUCCUGCGGUUGAAAAACGGGCCGUAAAAUUGGUUGAACUGGGCCCCCGCAUGAGGCUGCGAUUAAUAAAGGUCGAGGACGGAUUGUGCGAAGGCAAGGUGAUGUGGCACGAUUACAUCUCCAAGUCGGUGACCGAAGAAAAGGCAAUGGACAAGAACUGGGAUAAGAAGAGAAAGGAGAAGGAAGAAAGGAAGAAGCAGCAGAGGGAGAACAUCGAAAAGAAGAAGAAGGACAAAACGAAGGCAAAGGCAGACGGGGAAGACGACAACGAUGACGUUGUUAUGGAUGAGGAUUGGCUCAGUGAUGACCUCGACGAAGAAGAGGGGGGGGUUCCUGUGGAACAAGAGGAGGAGGAAGAGGAUUCAGACUCGUCCAUGGAGGAGUGA
Messenger RNA from Penicilliopsis zonata CBS 506.65, 1323 nucleotides. RefSeq lists its product as hypothetical. Lineage: Eukaryota; Fungi; Ascomycota; Eurotiomycetes; Eurotiales; Aspergillaceae. Gene Ontology annotation, biological process: rRNA processing; ribosomal large subunit assembly. Bases 1 to 1323 code for a protein of 440 amino acids. The transcript is spliced from 2 exons. The record is from RefSeq and is a predicted model, not a curated record. Gene Ontology annotation, cellular component: preribosome, large subunit precursor. Gene Ontology annotation, molecular function: rRNA binding.